Durio zibethinus is the source of this 1289-nucleotide messenger RNA. Its product is annotated as protein SRC2-like. The record is from RefSeq and is a predicted model, not a curated record. NCBI's taxonomy places the organism in Eukaryota, Viridiplantae, Streptophyta, Magnoliopsida, Malvales, Malvaceae. Gene Ontology annotation, biological process: defense response.
CAGGCAAUGAAUACCAAAAAGGAAAUAAAAAAAGAUCUUCAACUGGUUUGCCUAGUCUCCUCCAGCAAAAUUUUCUUUCUUUCUUUCUCCUUGUAGCUAUGGCACACAGAACCUUAGAGAUUAACGUCAUAUCUGCAAAAGGCCUAAAAAAUGUCAAUCUCAUUGAUAACAUGGAUGUGUACGCCGAAGUUUCUCUUAAGGGUGAUUCAUCGAAGUACAAGCAGAUGACUAAAACUCCAGUAGACAAAGAAUGUGGUAAAAACCCAACCUGGGAUUUCCCUGUUAAGUUCACCAUCGACGAGUCCUUGCCCAAGAACAACAACCUGAUUCUCAAGUUCAAGAUCAAGUGUGAGCGUAGCUUUGGAGGAAAAGAACUUGGUCAAGUCAACGUGCCUGUUAUGAAACUCCUAGAUUCACCAGGUGAAGACGGUUCCAUUAAGUUCGUCAGUUACCAGGUAACGAAACCGUCAGGAAGACCUGAAGGUACCUUGAAUUUUUCUUACAAGUUCGGAGACAAAGUUUCAGAGCCUGUCAAGUCAGAAAAAGGCAAGGGUGAUCAGCCUGUUACUACAUAUCCUGUAUCCAUGGCAGUCGGGUCCAUUUCUGCCCCAUAUGGUGGACCUGGACCUAAUCCUCCACCACAGCCAACUGGCUAUGAAUACCCUCCGCCGCCUGUAGCGGCAGCGUAUGGUGGAUACCCACCACAGGUACCACCAUGCCAUGGCUGCCUAACUCCAUCUCCAGUAUAUGGUUACGCUCCACCAGGGGGAUAUGGCUGCCCACCUCCACCUCCAGUAUAUGGUUACGCUCCACCAGGGGGAUAUGGCUGCCCACCUCCACCUCCAGUAUAUGGUUACGCUCCACCAGGGGGAUAUAGCUGCCCACCUCCACCUCCAGUAUAUGAUUACGCUCCACCAGGGGGAUAUGGGUACCCACACCACCAGUGCAACAGCCACAAAAGAAGAAUAACAAGUUUAAAUUGGGAUUGGGGGCAGGGUUGGAUGAAGGGCGAUAGAUAUGAUCUCUGUCUCUGAUGGUGGCGGUUUUGAUCAUUGAUGUUUCUUGUUUUAUGCUUUUCAAUGGGAGCUUUUGUUUUGUAUUAGGACCGUUAUUGAUCUUAUUACAUCAACUUGCUACUGUUUUCCUUUUGGAUUUCAUCACUUUUCUUUUUUAAUGUUUUGUUGUUGUUGAAAGGAAAUUAAAAAAAAAAAACAAAAGUUUCAUUGCAUAUUAAAGAGCAUCAGAAUUACUAUCUCACACUCAAUUUUCGCUAACUUAUGUGUGGAAGA